Messenger RNA from Cajanus cajan (pigeon pea), 5146 nucleotides. RefSeq names its product protein HUA2-LIKE 2. Gene Ontology annotation, molecular function: peroxidase activity. Gene Ontology annotation, biological process: response to oxidative stress. The record is from RefSeq and is a predicted model, not a curated record. NCBI's taxonomy places the organism in Eukaryota, Viridiplantae, Streptophyta, Magnoliopsida, Fabales, Fabaceae.
AGAGAGAGCGCACAGAGUGCACGUUAGCGCACUUCACGGAAGUGUGAAUGCAUAUAGUCACCCUAACUAAGCCAAAGCCAGCAGCAGCACCACCAGGCACCAGGCACCAGGCACCAGGCACCAGGCACCAGCUUCUUCCUCCUGAGUCCUCUCAUGUCUUUCACUCUCACUCAAACUCUCUCUCCCUCUCUCACUAAUUAGGGUUUCUCUUUCGCUUCCUCCAUUUUCAAUGCCUGCUAAUUCCCACUGCAAAUUCCCAAUCCUGACUACUCAUAGACUUUCGCGCUUCGAUUCAGAGCCAAUUGCUCCCGAUUCUUUCACGAUUGUUUCGUGCCAUGCCGCCUAGUCGGAGAAAGGGCGGAAAAAACCCGCCGGCGGCGGUGGCGGCCGCAUGCCGCCAGUUUAAGCUCGGCGAUCUCGUGCUAGCCAAGGUCAAGGGAUUCCCUGCUUGGCCUGCGAAGGUGAGUGAGCCGCAGAAGUGGGGUUUCUCUGCUGAUCAGAAGAAAGUAUUUGUUUACUUCUUUGGAACCCAACAAAUAGGUUUCUGCAAUCCAGCUGAUGUUGAAGCAUUUACUGAAGAGAAGAAACAAUCUUUUUCCAAACGUCAAGGAAAGGCUGGUGAAUUUGCUCGUGCAGUGAAGGAGAUUAUUGAAAUUUAUGAAAAACUGAAGAGAGGAAAUACAGAUGCUGACACUAGCUCUGGCGUUGAAGUUGCUAGUGUAGAUGAGUCAAAUCCGCCUGAUCCAUCUGCCAACAUGGGGUUAAAGGAUCAGAUGGAUGCUCCUUUGACAAUUGAUUCACAAAUGACAUCUUCAAAUUGUGCAGUUGACCGACCUGAGCUAUGUGCAGCUGAGGAUGACUCAGCUGUUGCAUUGAGGGAUGAAUCUUAUAACAUAGAGGCAUCAUUGGAGGAACCCAUUGAUAAUGGUAUUGUGACUUCAACUGUAAAGUCACAUUUUUCUAUAACUCAGGGAAAUAAUGGUGGCAACAGUGAUGGCAACAUACCAGCUGAUGCAAUUCAGAAUAUGUCUAUAAGAAGGAGUAAACGUAUCAGGAAAUCACCUGACCUUUUAGGUUGUGAUGAUACUGAUUCACCUGCAUUUGCCUCAAAUGUUAGCAUGGGGGACAAUGAUUCUGAAAUCAUUACAAUCAAUUCUGAUGCUGUUAGCUUAAAUGAGGGAUGUCCAAUAGAUUCUAAUUUAAAACUUGAACAGUCUGAGCCUAUUGAGUGUCCUGACGGGAAAGAUGAUUUGAACAAAGGCCUUGAUCUUGAAAUAAAGGCUGUUAUCAACAAGAAGAAAAGAAAACUAAACAGGAAGAAGGAAACUAAUGAUGCUGCUUCUCAGAAUGCCAGUCAAGGUUUGCAGAAUAUGGGUGGAAAUUCAAAAGAGAGAUGCCCUGACCCAGAUGGAGAUGAGCACUUGCCCCUUUUGAAACGAGCCAGAGUUAGAAUGGGUAAAUCAUCUGCAGAGACAGAAAUCAAUAGCGUUGUACAAGUUGAGGUGAAAAAUGGUAAGGAAGAUAUUACUGACUCACCCCAGCAGAUAAUCACAUCCUCAAAUUGUGAAAAUGGUAGCCUUGCUGAAGGAGGCUCAUCAGUGUUGAAUGAAGCUUUGGUAAAUGUUUCUCCUUCAAACUUAAUAGCUCCACCAAGUUCUGAAAAUCAAUCUCAGAUUUGUAAAAUUAAGAAAGACCAAGUGUUUGGCUGCUCUGUGGAUGAUGAAGCUGCUUUACCUCCAUCUAAACGCAUCCACCGUGCUUUAGAAGCUAUGUCUGCCAAUGCUGCUAAAGAAGGCCAAGCUUGCAUGGAGACAUCCUCUGUAAUGACAUCGAGUGGAAGAUGCUGUAUAUCUACUAUCAAGAGAUGUGCUAGUAUAACCAUUAAUAAUCAAGGAGGUAAUGAUUUAGGACAACAAGUGUUUGAUUCUUGUGGCAUUGAUUCUUCUCAUGUUAGUGUGUGUAGUUUCUCAACUCGUUCAAAUACAAUUAUUUCCAUGGAGAAUGAGUCAUCUACAGAAGUGGAUAAGCAGUUGGCCAAGUUCCAACAACACGAAACUGGGAAGGAUGACAUCCCAGGUGCUAGACAACAAGUUGCUGAAGAUCUUAGUGAUUCUGUUGUUUGUCAUCCUGCCAAAAUAGAUUCACAAAUUCAAUCACAUGAAAAAAUUUCUCCUAAUCUCGAUUUGAAAUAUAGUCAUGUUGGAAGCAAUCAAGAUUCACCAGGUCCAUCUUUGUUACCAAAUGGUGAUGACAAUGUCAGACCUGUGAACCAUUCUGAUGCAUCUGAUACAUUGGAGCAUGGUGGAAUAAGUCUUGAUCCUGUGGCAGGUUCCAGUGAAAGUGAUAAAUUGUUACCUCAAAAUAGUAUUAAUGUGCCUCAGAAUGUGGUGGUUGUUUGUGAGGAUAUGAAGCAAGCUGUUGGUGAAAGCAGCAAAAUUAAUAACAUGCUUGAAGCUGUGAAAGAGGUAAAGUUUAAAGGUCUAGAGGAGGAUAUGCAUUCUGUUUCAAUAUCAAAUGAUUAUUCAGGUGAAAAGGGUAAUUUAGGCAUUCUGUCAAGCCCAUCCUUGACUGACGGGAGGGUUUCCCUUCCUCUAGGUUCACCUCCAAAUACAACUUCAGUUUGUAAUAUUUCCACGUCAGACAGUAGUAAUAUACUUCAAAAUGGAAGUUGUAGCCCUGAUGUACACCAGAAGAACACUUUAUCUGGCCCUACUGGUGGAUGGAAAGACGGGAUUGUGGCAAAUGAACAAUCAAGAUGUGUGGGGUCAACUGAAGCAGGAGAUGCUGCUCUGUUGUACUUUGAAGCAAUGCUUGGGACAUUGAAAAGGACAAAGGAAAGUAUUCGUCGAGCAACACGAAUAGCUAUUGACUGUGCAAAGUUUGGCAUUGCAACUAAGGUGGUAGAAGUUCUUAUCCACAAUCUGGAAAUUGAGUCAAGCCUGCAUCGGAGGGUAGAUCUGUUUUUUCUUGUUGACUCUAUUGCUCAAUGUUCUCGAGGGUUGAAAGGAGACAUUGGUGGAGUAUAUCCAUCUGCUAUGAACGCAGUCCUGCCACGCCUACUGUCUGCUGCUGCUCCUCCUGGAAAUGCUGCAAAAGAAAAUCGUAGGCAAUGUCUUAAGGUAUUAAGGCUGUGGCUGGAGAGAAGAAUUCUUCCUGAACGCGUUAUUCGGCAUCAUAUCCGGGAACUAGACUCAUAUAGCAGUUCAGCUUCUGCAGGUUUCUGCUCCCGACGUUCAUUAAGAACUGAGAGGCCUUUUGAUGACCCUGUUAGAGACAUGGAGGGUAUGCUUGUUGAUGAAUAUGGAAGCAACUCAAGUUUUCAGCUACCUGGGUUUUGCAUGCCUCGAAUGCUUGAAGACGGAGGGAGUGAUUCUGAUGGAGGGGACUUUGAGGCUGUCACGCCUGAGCAUGAUUCUGAAACUUGUGAAUUGCAAGAAACUGCUCAUGCUAUUGAGAAACACAGGCAUGUGUUGGAAGAUGUUGAUGGUGAGCUUGAAAUGGAAGAUGUGGCUCCCUGUGUUGAUGUUGAAUUGAAUUCGAUUUGUAAUGUUGACAGAGGAAAUGCCACACAGUUUGAGAAGAAUCUUCCUGUGUCCUUUGCUCCUCCUUUUCCACAGGAUGUGCCACCAUCUUCCCCACCUCCACCAUCAUACCCUCCACCACCUCCACCUCCUCCUCCUCCUCCUCCUCCUCCUCUUCCUCUACCUCCACUACCCCCUACAUCGCACCUUUUGUCAGCUACCCCUGAUCAAUAUCAUGUUGCAGUUGAUUCAAAAGUUUUUGAAGAUUCACCGACCGUGAAAGCCAAUGUACACCAUCCUAUCGCUCAGCCCUUUGCUGUACCAAGAAAUAGUCAGCCUAUCAGUGAUGCAGUGCAGUACCCAGUCCAGGAAUGUAGAGACAUGCCGAUGCAGAUGCCUGAGUCUACUAGCUCUUUCAACACUUUGCCUGCACAAUCAACAGACAAUAUCAGGAACGCUGAUGGUGUUACUAUGCAUAAUAGAGGUUACUCUAUACCACCACCUCUCCAUGUGCCAUCCGAUCAGUUUUCUUUUGUUCAUGGGGAACAUCGUAUGAGAUCUCAAAGGGAGGUUCCCCCACCUCUGUAUUCCAAUGGGCACCACUUUGUGCCGAACAUGAUGAGAGAGUAUGGUUUUGACAAUCAUGAGAGAUUAAGACCACCUUCAUAUGAUUACCAAGAGAGAUGGAAUAUUCCUGCUUCUUAUUCUGGUCCUCAGUAUCAUGAUAGAGGUGUGACUGCUCCUUAUGGUUGUCAUCCAAGUGAAUCAGCUAGAUUACCAGGUCAUGGAUGGAGAUGUCCUCCCCCGUCAAUGGAUUACGGGGACUCCAUGCCUUUCAGACCACACUUUGAAGAUGCAAUUCCAGUAGCAAACCGAGCAUCACCUCUUUCAGAAAUGGGUGCUUCACAAUCAGUCACAGAAAAAACCAUCCAUGAAUUCACGGUCAAGGAUGCCAAGGGCAGAGACGUGAACCUCGCCACCUACAAAGGGAAGGUUCUUCUUGUAGUUAAUGUCGCUUCAAAAUGUGGAUUUACGGAUUCCAAUUACACCCAGUUAACUGAGCUUUACAGCAAAUACAAAGACAGAGGUCUUGAGAUAUUGGCAUUUCCAUGCAACCAGUUUUUGCGGCAAGAGCCUGGGAGUAGCCAGGAUGCAGAGCAAUUUGCCUGUACAAGAUACAAGGCUGAGUAUCCCAUUUUUGGAAAGGUACGUGUCAAUGGACCUGAUACAGCACCUGUCUACAAAUUCCUUAAAGCAAAUAGAUCAGGAUUUCUGGGUACUAGGAUAAAGUGGAACUUCACCAAGUUUUUGGUUGACAGGGAAGGGCGUGUCAUCCAGCGUUAUGGUCCAACCACCCCACCAUUGUCCAUUGAAAAUGACAUCAAGACAGCAUUGGGGGAGGCUUGAAAGACCUUACAAUCACUUCAAACUGGUGCUCCUGUUGAAGAUGAUUGAAACAUAAGGAUUGUAUAUUUUGUAGAUGUUUCUUCUAGUGAUUAUUUCUUAUAUAUUUCAUGCCUAGUUUUUUUUUUUCAGUGUUUGUUGUAUUAAAAUUAAAAUUCUGUUUGAUCUUGUGAUAUAAAACGUUAUUUAAAGAUUAAUUAAUUGGUUUGAGUUGUUUGUUA